AUGAAUGUCGGUGGAGACUUCUAUUUCUCUAUCGGAAGCGUUGAAGCAUUCGAGCGCAAGCUUGACGAGGCUCAGGCGGAGCUCGGCAUCCCGAGCGCGGAACGGAUACCAGUAUCCUACCAGGACGAAAUCUCCUCCGUCGGUGCUCUCCUUAACUUCGCCCCUACCCUCCUUCUCAUCGGUGUCCUCUAUUGGAUUUCAAGACGUGGUUCGGCAAGCCCAGGUGGCGGUAUUUUCAGCAUAGGGAAGAGCCGUGCCAAGCUUUUCAACAAGGACACGGACGUCAAGGUCAAAUUCAAAGACGUUGCGGGGAUGGACGAGGCGAAGGAGGAGAUUAUGGAGUUCGUCAAAUUCUUGAAGGAGCCUGCGAAAUACGAGAAACUCGGCGCCAAGAUUCCUCGCGGUGCUAUCCUGUCUGGCCCUCCGGGUACGGGUAAGACACUUCUUGCGAAGGCAACAGCCGGGGAGGCGUCCGUUCCCUUCCUGUCGGUUUCGGGAUCCGAGUUCGUGGAGAUGUUCGUGGGUGUUGGUUCAUCUCGUGUCCGUGACCUCUUCGCGUCGGCCAAAAAGAAUGCCCCCUGCAUCAUCUUCGUCGACGAGAUAGACGCCAUUGGGAAGUCACGAGGCAAGGGAGGAUCGUUUGGGGGUAACGAUGAACGGGAAUCGACCUUGAACCAGCUUUUGGUGGAAAUGGACGGCUUCGGCACCAAUGAGCACAUCGUCGUUCUCGCAGGCACGAAUCGACCGGACGUCCUCGAUCCCGCUCUCAUGCGGCCAGGCCGAUUCGAUAGGCAUAUUACCAUUGAUCGUCCUGACGUUUCUGGCAGGAAGGGUAUUUACCUCGUUCACCUUGGGCCGCUGCGUCUCGAUGAGAAGCUGAAAGUGGACAUUUCCGCCUUCGCUCAGAAGUUGGCGGUACUCACACCUGGGUUCUCGGGCGCUGAUAUUGCGAAUGUCUGCAACGAAGCUGCUCUUCGUGCUGCUCGUAGAGGGUCUGAUUACGUCGAGAACGUGGACUUUGAAACAGCCAUCGAACGGGUUAUCGUUGGCUUAGAGAAGAAGAGCCGAGUCCUCAGCCCGGAUGAGAAGAAGACCGUCGCGUACCACGAAGCUGGUCACGCCAUCUGCGGAUGGUUCUUAGAGCAUGCUGAUCCACUCCUCAAAGUCAGCAUCAUUCCCCGAGGUGCUGGCGCGCUAGGCUAUGCUCAGUAUUUACCUCCUGACCGUUAUCUCCUCUCAACACCCCAAAUGGCAGAUCGGAUAUGCAUGACCCUGGGAGGUCGUGUCUCUGAAGAGAUCUUCUUUGGAGCGGAGAACAUCACCACUGGUGCCCAAGAUGACCUGCAGAAGAUCACGCGUAUGGCGUUCGAGGCCUGUGCUAACUACGGCAUGAACGACGUUAUCGGACCAGUCAGCUAUGGUGGAGAUCGUGCCGCCAAAGAAAGUUGGACGAAGCCCUUCAGUGAGAAAACAGCGGAAAUGCUCGAUUACGAGGUCCGCAAAAUGAUUACGACUGCAUACGAGCGGACACGAAACCUGCUUACCGCGCAUCGGGACGAUAUCGACAAGGUAGCUCGCCUUCUUCUUGAGAAGGAGGUGAUCACUCGUGAGGACAUGAUCGACCUGCUCGGUAAACGACCAUUCGCAAGCCGGGAUGACAUGGACAAAUGGCUUGAUGAGCACCGUGGGGAGAAGAGUGCGCCGCCGCCUAUAGAAACUCCUCCUGCUGGAGAUGUCGAGGACGGCCCUCUGGGACCUGCUCCUAUCCCUAUCAGCAAAAGCCUCGACGAUAAGCUGAUGCUAUGA
This is a messenger RNA of Cyclocybe aegerita, 1806 nucleotides long. Lineage: Eukaryota; Fungi; Basidiomycota; Agaricomycetes; Agaricales; Hemipholiotaceae. The record is from the annotation of a GenBank genome assembly.